Molecule: messenger RNA, 672 nt
Organism: Strongylus vulgaris
Lineage: Eukaryota; Metazoa; Nematoda; Chromadorea; Rhabditida; Strongylidae
Source: the annotation of a GenBank genome assembly
AUGCCAGAAUUUCUCAAUGUACAUCCAGGAGCCGCUGUGGAGAAGUUAGCGAGUAGAUCAUCACCAGAUGGUUACUUACGGUAUUCCGUAGUAGGUCCACAUACUUCGGGAGCAGACAUGAAUUUUGCGCAGUUGAAGUCUUCCUUCUUAAAUCUUGCGAGAAAAUAUAGGACAGAGGAACAUUUCAAUGUUGAGGACUUUUGUGCAAGUGUACAGCAUCACGUAACUCGACACAUCGCUUCAAAACUGCAUAAUUGUCUUGAGUACCUAAGCGCUUCCAAUCAGUUGCAUGACGUGAAGCAUGUUGUGAUAAGUGGUGGAGUGGCUGCAAACAAUUAUAUUUGUAAUGGAAUUGGAAAACUUGCUCAUUUACACGGGUUAGAAAUUGUAAGGGUACCUCCUCGAUUAUGUACAGAUAAUGCGGAGAUGGUUGCGUGGAACGGUAUCUUGUGUUUGAAAGAGAGUUCACAAAAUAUCCAUCGAUAUCCCGACAUACCAAAUUCUAUAUAUGCUCAUGCCCGUUAUCUCAUCGGUGCUGACUCUCGCGCCCUGGUCCCUUCAAAGCCUACCAGGAAACUUGGAGUAACAUCUGUACAUGAUAAUUUACCGCUAAAAGUUUUUGACAAAGAAAUUCUAAGGAAACAGCAUGAAGAGGCAUCCAUAGCCAAGUGA